Messenger RNA from Ciona intestinalis (vase tunicate), 1476 nucleotides. The record is from RefSeq and is a predicted model, not a curated record. Lineage: Eukaryota; Metazoa; Chordata; Ascidiacea; Phlebobranchia; Cionidae.
UCACGGGCAGAAGGUUACAGGGUUGCAUGAGGACACUCAAAGCUUAGUCUGUUGUGUUUUGCGCGGCAUUGAAGUCGAAUUUCGGGAAAUUCUGAGGCCAAUUUUAUAGAUUGAGGAAAAUGCGUAAAAAAUGGGUAGUAUGUGUUAGAAUAAUUAAUUUUAAGGUGCGAUGUUGAAUUUUGUAAAGGUAUUUUGAUUUUAAGAGAAAAAAAAACGUUUUUUAAAAUAUGAUGCUUGUUUUGAGUUUCGGCGUAAAGGUCUAUUGGUAAACAGAAAUUUCAGGCUAAAAGUUUAACGUUUUUGUGAACAUAAGAAAAUUUUCUGGGGAAAUGAAAGAUCGCGCCCGCUUGACGGUAAACGAAAAUUUUAGGCACAACGUAUUAACGGUUUGUACUCUUUCGUAGACAUCAUUUUGAGGGAAAUGUCACAUUUUGAAAAUUAUGUCGGUGAUCUGUCGUAUAUUAAAAAAUAGGUUUGUAUAAACAUGAGAGCUAUUUCGAAUUCGCAGUAGAUCUACAGGCAAUGUGGGAUAUAGUGGGAAUCGUAGACGCUGCACUGUUUAUAGUUAUACUGUUGGGUAAGAUUCCAUAUUCCUAAUCAUGUUUUGAACAAGUAGCAACGCUAUUUUGAAGUCUCUGGUCUAUGGCUACAAAAUUCGGUAAAUAUUUUUUGUGAUUUAAUUUUUAUGUGUUUUUACCCAGGUCAUAAGUAGCAAAUAUAACCAGAUAUAGCAACAUGCAGAGCGCUUGCCCCCAGCAAAUAGUCUGGGACCCUGCCGUGGUAGCUCCUCACCAUUUUGUUGCACAUCCUAGCCAUGCAGGAGGGCUUGUCCAUAUCGCCCAGCAUACCGGAGAGGGAAGCAUCGGUGCUACAAUGAUGCAAGACAUGAACGACAAAGCUUUAGCAUCAGGUUACAUGCAAAUGAACCCGGCAAUGGGCAGAGGUGUCACCCCUGUGUUUGUGAAAGCAAAUGACGGAUCAAACUGGUUUCUCCAGCAUCAUUAUCCAGCGCCCCAAAUGCCCAUGGCGCCCCAUCCUUACCCAGGGGUGCAGUACGUCACAUUCCAACCCCCUAUGUCGACUAUGGGUCACCUGAACCCCCUCCAGCCCCAGCAUAUACAAGUCAAACCAGGGGACGUGUUGGACCCCCACAGCGUUGGACGAACGGUCACUAUGUCAGAGGUGAACCAACUUCUUCCACCGAUCGAACCGAGAAAUAUUCUGAUUCCGAAACGACGCAGUGGGCAAGGAAAUUCCGUUGGUUUUUCCCGGGUGAGCAAUGCUACCAACUGUGAAAGGUCGUUAAGAGGGAGCAACGUCGGUACGCGGAGACGAAGUCAGUCGUUUGAAAGCAACGAGAGUUCAUUAGCCGGUGAGUUGUUUUAUAUAAUUUUAUCCUGUUUUUGCAGAGGAUUUAUUGUGACACAUAACGCUAGUAAACAGAUAUAUUCCAAUUUUUAAAUAUUUUUUCACAAA